UAAAGAAAUCUCACCAGUGAAGACGCCCUUCAUGGAAGCCCACCCUAAGAAUUUAGCAAUGCAUUGGCGUCGCAGCAGUUAAUGAGAGCGAUUAUAUCGAACACCUCAAAGAUGAAACAAUCAUCAGUUUUUCGUGGAAUUCAACGUGAGAAAAUAAGCUGUAGCACAUCGAAACCCGUGCCUGAUGGAUUUACAACCCAAGACAAGAAUGAUACCAUAAAAACUCUGUGCACACAGGGGCGAUUGAAAGAGGCAUUGGAUUUGUUAACUAGGAUGGAGUGGCAGGAGAUACAAUGCUCCACAUAUGCAUGUAUUUUGCAGGUGUGCGGCAAGAGUAAGGGCAACGACAGGCUCUCAGAGGUCAAGCUGGUGCACGCUCACAUCAUUCACACAGGACUCACUUCUCACAGAUUUGUGGCCAACGGCCUCCUUAAUGUCUAUGCCAAACACAAACAAGGGAAAGGCAGUGUGGAGGAUGCACGCAAAGUGUUUGACCAAAUGAUCGAGCGGGACAUCUGCUCCUGGAGUGUAAUUAUUGCAGCCUAUUCCAGACAUGGUUCUGCCCAGGCCAAACAAGGUUUGGAAUUGUUUGGAAAAAUGCAGCGUUCCGGCUUUCAAGCCAAUGAAUUCACAUUUGCUAGUGUGAUUUCGGCGUGUGCCAAACUAACAGACUUGGCACAAGGCAUGGAAGUUCAUAAAGGCGUAGUCGUGUGCGGUUACGAGUCUGAUGUCACUGUGGCGAAUGCCUUGGUUGAUAUGUAUGCAAAAUGUGGGAAUUUAGACGAUGCGCGUAAAGUGUUCGACAGAAUGUCACAGCGAAAUGCAGUGUCCCAGACUGCCAUGUUCACAGGAUAUGCGCAGAAGGGGUUUGUGGAUGAGGCGCUGGGGUUGUUUUGGGAUAUGCCUGAACGAGACGUGGCAUCCUGGACAGCCAUGGUUGCUGGACUUGUGCAAAAUGGACGGAGUGAUGAGGCUUUAGAACUUUUUAGGGUAAUGCCUGAACAAGAUGUGGCUUCUUGGACAGUGAUGAUCGCAGGAUUGGCACAGGACGGUCGGAGCGCAGAGGCUUUGGAGCUUUAUAGAGAAAUGCAAGCAGCAUCAGACACACGGCCAGAUGCGAAAACUUUCUCCAGUGUUCUUCCUGCAUGUGCCAAUUUGGCUGCAUUGGAACAAGGUAUGGAAAUUCACGAAGAAAUAAUUAGAUCUGGAUUUCAGUCUGCUGUGUUUGUGGAGAGUGCCCUUGUUGAUAUGUAUGCAAAAUGUGGCAAUUUGGAGAAAGCUCGUGAAGUUUUUGACAAAAUGUCUGAAAGAGACGUGGUCGCGUGGACCACAAUAAUUGAAGGCUAUGCAGGGCACGGCCUUGCCAAAGAGGCCAUUAAGCUCUUCGAACAAAUGCAACACCAAUCGGGGAUAAUCCCCAACCGUGCCACCUUCGUUUCAAUUUUGUCUGCCUGCUGCCGUGCUGGCUUAGUGAGUGAAGGCAAACGAUACUUUGAGUGCAUGAGUCGAGACUAUAAUGUCACACCUGAAAUGCAGCACUAUGCCUGCAUUGUUGAUCUUCUCGGACGUGCGGGACACCUUGAUAAGGCAGAAGAGUUCAUCAAUAAAAUGCCAAUACGACCUGAUGCAACUGUGUGGAGAUCAUUGCUUGCCGCCUGUAGAAUUCACAACAAUAUAGAUUUAGGAGAACGGGUUGCUGCCCAUCUUUUUGAGUUAGAGCCCAAAAACGUUGGGCCUUAUGUGCUGCUAUCAAACAUGUAUGCAGUAGCUGAAAGGUGGGAUGAUGCUGAAAACAUGAGGAAAAUAAUGAAAGAAGUGCGGAUAGAAAGUAGGCCUGGAUGGAGCUGGAUUGAGGUCAAUAAACAAGUGUAUGCUUUCCUUGCUGGGGAUCGAUUGCAUCCUCAUACAGAAGAUAUAUUUGCAGAUUAUGCAUGACUAAGAACUUCUACGGUAUGAUGUGUAGGAGAACCAAGAAGCUGGUAGUUGCCUUUGGUCUUAUCCACAUUCUACAAGUAAAACCGUCUUGGGUAUAAAAAUAUGUCGAGUGUAUGGAGACUGCAAUUCUGCUACAAAUUUGUCUCCAAGAUUAUUGCACAAGACAUCAGUGCUAAUUAAUACAUUCUUUCAGGAUGAACAAAGCUCUUGUAGGGAUUGAAACAAGCGGUCCAAAUGUUUUCAUAAGAAGAAAGCCCAUGUUUCCAAACUGUUCUGUAUCGUCGACACAGGACUAGGUAUAAGAUGGACUAUUUUGACUUGGAAGAUGGAUUUCUAAGCAAGCAUAUAUUGGCAGGAGAUCCUGGUGUCUUGUUGGAGCAUGAGAGCAUGGUGAAGAUUCAUAUGGAUAUGGAUGGCUAAGGGAUGCUUUCCCCUUUUUAUGAUUCCUAUGGGUGUCUUUACAAUGUAUGAUGUCAAGUGGAAGAAUGUUAGGAUAAAGGUGCCAUCUACCUUGUAAAUCUUAUGGCAUGGUUCCAACAUCCUUGGAAAGUGUCCUAAGGCACAUAGGAUGUAUUAGAAAAUUAAUUUGUAAUAUUUAAUUCUCACCAUUAUUUGUAAUAUAUUCAUAAGGGGUGAUGGGUUCCACUA
Cryptomeria japonica (Japanese cedar) is the source of this 2583-nucleotide messenger RNA. Its product is annotated as pentatricopeptide repeat-containing protein At5g59600. Gene Ontology annotation, molecular function: RNA binding; protein binding. The coding region runs from base 82 to 1935 and encodes 617 amino acids. The record is from RefSeq and is a predicted model, not a curated record. Lineage: Eukaryota; Viridiplantae; Streptophyta; Pinopsida; Cupressales; Cupressaceae. Gene Ontology annotation, biological process: RNA modification. The transcript has 3 exons.